Molecule: messenger RNA, 4078 nt
Organism: Cricetulus griseus (Chinese hamster)
Lineage: Eukaryota; Metazoa; Chordata; Mammalia; Rodentia; Cricetidae
Source: RefSeq, a predicted model, not a curated record
CAUAUGUGUCAUGGAAGUUUGGCCUCCUCAGUCAGACUUUUCUUCAAACCUUGGUUUGUUUGUUUGUUUGUUUGAUUGAUUGUUUCUUUUGGAAAGCAGAUGUGGUGUCCUGGAUGGCACAAACCGAGGGAAAUAGUGCUUUGGAGUGAGGACUUAAGUAUGGAUCUAACUAGGGUUUAAGCAUCUAAUGGGUGCUAGAGGCCUGAAGCAUCUACCAGUAUCUACAUAGUUGCUCCUUGUUUCCUGAGGUUCCUAUGCACAUCUCCUGCUGCUACACCGGAGCCUGCUGAUGAGGAAGAGGGGUUGUCUAUAACCCCAUGCCCCUGGGCUGUGGCCCUCGCACUGUGUCUGAGUGGACUGUCUGCUUACCGAGUUAGCAAUGUAAAGGGCAGCCUUUGAGUGGAGAGUCUCAAAGCCAUUCCUCCUGGAGAGACAGCCUGCUUCAGGGUCCUGACAACUCUCUUCCGUCUGCCUGCCAGGACCACGAGGGGGCUUUCCGUGAGCCUUCCCUGGGAUCCUGGAUGGGUUCCUGGUGGUAAACUUGCAAGAGCGUGACCCUAACACUGUGCCACUCCCAGCUUCUCACUCAUCUCCAUCCACACCCAGCCUCCAGGAAUUUUCCCAAAUGGUGUAUUAUCCUUACCCUACUCUGCCCCUACCAGCCUGGGGCAAGGGAGCUGUGACCGUGUCCUUCCCUACCUGUGCCUUAAUUUUCCAGGGGCUCUGCAGUUGCCAGGCACUUUGUGUGGUCACCCAAUUCCUAAGACCAUGUUUUUCAGACUCCUAUUCUGCUUUCCUUGUUCAGUUCAGCCUAUACUACUGAUUGGAGCAGGAGGGGAGGAGGGGGAAGUGGGGUAUUCUUAUCCCUGCUGUCUGCCCCCCCCAUUAUCCAACAAUGACUGUCUUCCCCUCUCACCUUUGAGGGUCGAGCUGCAGCAGCUGAUGGUCAUAGCUUCUUGUCUCUAGCCAGCUCCUGCCACCAGGGACUUUGUGGACCACCGCUGCUAUGGAAAAACUCCACGUUGUCUCACUAUCUCCCUCUGUGGCUUCUCAACCUCUGUGUCAUCCAUCAGUUGUGUGUUAAGUAUGCUCACUCUUAAAUACUUAGAGAUGAGAUAUUUGCUCUUUUAUGAAGACCUUGACUCAUUGCUGCCACCCCAACCCCCUUUGAGGCUCCAACCACAGCUCGGUAGAAUCUAAGCAGCCCUAACCACACUAACUGGCAGACAGACUGCCACGGGGCAAUUCGAGGAGACAGCAGAGAAUGGGUAUCUAGCUCGGUGGUGGAGACCACGUGAGAACGUGUGUGCCAGAACAGAUAGGAUGCAUGCUCCAGGGAAGAGCCGGUGCUGCAGUCCUCGUUGGCAAGUGCCAGGGUGUGGGGUGUUACGGAUUCCGGGCCCAAGAGGCAGUGUAUAUGUGUGCUCUUGGGGUGAAGCUGAGGCAAGUGCUGCGGGUGGGACCGUGGACUCGUAUCUACAGGAGAGACACCCAUUAGGGCUUCCUAUGUAGAAAGGACCGAGGCCCGCGGGUUCUGGGCUGUGGGUGGAGAGUUCCAUGGCCAGGGGAGGACAGGAGCCUGGGCAUGGCCAAGGAUGUAUUGUGAGGUUGCUGCCUCUUCCCUCCUACCACGGGCUCAAACUUCACUUCUUGUGAGGUCCCGGGCAACACCACCUGUCUCUUGCACCACACCUCCAUUUUUAAACACUCUGCUAAGGUUCCUGUCUGGCUCAGAGAUGGGUGGGACUACAAACCAGGAGUCCCUGCUUUGGGCUUUGGAAUUCUUGCUCCUUGGAGGCCAAGUAGGGUCCGUCCCAAGACAGGAAGCUGAGACUCCGAGGUGCAACCGGGCAACGAGGCUUCCCAGAGGCCAGGCCACUGCCCUUGUUGGAAAGGCUCGUGGCCAGGAGGAGGGGGCUGCCCGCAGAGCGGGAGUCAGGCUGUGUCCUGCUUCUCCAGUCCUGCAAGAGUGCUCCCAAGCAGAGAUCGCCUGGAGGAUGGCGGGGCGACGGGCUGUGGCCGGGAUCGGGCCCGGGGCGCUGCUGGCUCUGCGUGCUCUGCUGGCCGCCGCGCACCCGCAGUGCCUGGACUUCAGGCCGCCCUUCCGGCCGCCGCAGCCGCUCAGCUUCUGCGUGCAGUACCCCUCCUUCGGCUGCUGCCCCGCCGAGCAGGACGCGGCGCUGGCCCGGCGUUUCCGGGCACUGGAGACCCGCCUGGACCCCGGGAUGUGGGCGACGUGUGCCGGCUACGCGCUGGAUCUGCUGUGCCAGGAAUGCUCGCCCUAUGCAGCCCACCUCUAUGAUGCUGAGGAUCCAGCCACGCCCCUGCGGACGGUGCCUGGCCUAUGUGAGGAUUAUUGCCUAGACAUGUGGCAGAUCUGCAGAGGCCUCUUUCGACACCUGUCCCCUGACCAUGAGCUCUGGGCCCUGGAGAGCAACAGAGCUAAGUUAUGCCGCUACCUGUCCCUAGAUGACACCGAUUACUGUUUCCCAAGCCUGUUGGUCAACGAGAACCUGAACUCAAACCUGGGCCGUGUAGUGGCCGACGCCAAGGGCUGCCUGCAGCUGUGUCUGGAGGAGGUGGCCAAUGGUCUUCGAAACCCUGUUGCUAUGGUACAUGCCGGGGAUGGAAGCCACCGCUUCUUUGUGGCAGAGCAGGGGGGGCUGGUGUGGACCUACCUGCCUGACCUCUCUCGCCUGGAGAAGCCCUUCCUGAAUGUGAGCCAAGCAGUGCUCACCUCCCCCUGGGAAGGGGAUGAGCGUGGCUUCCUGGGCCUUGCCUUCCAUCCCCACUUCCCCCACCCCAGCAAGCUGUAUGUCUACUACUCUGUGGGGGUCGGCUACCGAGAGUGGAUCCGGAUCAGCGAGUUCAGAGUCUCUGAGGACGAUGAGAACACCGUGGAUCAUGGCUCAGAGAGGAUAAUCCUGGAGAUUGAAGAACCAGCCUCCAAUCACAAUGGGGGCCAGCUGCUCUUUGGGUAUGACGGUUACCUGUACAUCUUUACCGGCGAUGGCGGGAUGGCCGGAGAUCCUUUUGGGAAGUUUGGAAAUGCACAAAACAAGUCGGCGCUGCUGGGCAAGGUGCUGCGCAUUGACGUGGACCGCAACGAGCGCGGCCCGCCCUACCGUAUCCCGCCCGACAACCCAUUCGUGGACGACCCCGGAGCGCGGCCCGAGGUCUACGCCCUGGGCGUGCGCAACAUGUGGCGCUGCUCCUUCGACCGCGGAGACCCGAUGUCUGGCACUGGCCGUGGCCGCCUGUUCUGCGGGGACGUGGGCCAGAACAAGUACGAGGAGGUGGACCUGGUGGAGCGGGGCCGCAACUACGGCUGGCGUGCUCGCGAGGGCUUCGAGUGCUACGACCGCAAGCUGUGCGCCAACGCCUCCCUCGAUGACGUGCUGCCGAUUUUCGCCUACCCUCACAAGCUGGGCAAAUCAGUCACUGGGGGCUACGUGUACCGGGGCUGCGAGUACCCCAACCUCAAUGGCCUCUACAUUUUUGGCGACUUCAUGAGUGGGCGACUGAUGUCCCUCCGAGAGAACCCUGAGACAGGCCAGUGGAAGUACAGUGAAGUCUGCAUGGGCCGUGGACAGACAUGUGCUUUCCCAGGCCUCAUCAACAACUACUAUCCAUACAUCAUCUCCUUUGCAGAGGACGAGGCUGGGGAGCUGUACUUCAUGUCCACGGGCGUGCCCAGUGCCACAGCCGCACGCGGGGUCAUCUACAAAGUGAUAGACCCCUCCAGACGGGCGCCUCCAGGGAAGUGUAAGAUACACCCUGCUCAGGUGACAGUGAAGAGCCACCUGAUCCCCUUUGUGCCCAAGGAAACCCCUGUACCUAGCACUGUGACUGACACCUUUCAGAGACCGGAGACCCAGCAAGUGUCAAUUGACCUGCAAGUACAAGGCAUCUUGUUUAACAGAACCUUCAGCCAGGUUCCAGGCAGUGGGGAGGCAACCCCAGGGGGCUGCAGCCUCAGACAGGGUGUGGCAAGAAGAGUGUAGCUGUAUCAAGCAAGGAGGAACACAGAGGAUGUCUGGUUCAUCCGGACACCAGAGAGCACUCCUCGACCCACGGC